UGCAUGGAGCGCGAGCAUAUCACGAAACUUUGAUUGAAAUCGUAUUGAUUUGAGUGUAUUGUUGCUUAUUGUUCACAAUGUACCUAUUAGUUGCAACUUCUAAUGUAUUUUCACUUCUAAUGUAUUGUAGUUAAAUGAUUAAGGAUCUACAUUAACUGCUCAUUGUAGCAUAGGCGAAUAGUGUUUGUUAGUGACAUAUUAAUUAAGUUAAAUAAAAUGUUAUCAUAAAACCUUCAUGUACUGUAACUUGCUUUAUAGUGACAUGCAAGACACUUGAUGUAAAUGAUUUCAGGGAAGAGAGUAUCAUGUAAUCAUUAAAGAGUUUCCGUCACUGGUGUGGCCCAUUUGGACUCGUCUAUAGCCUAAGCUUUAAAGGACUCAUUUCCGACAGCAGCCGUUAUCAGACUGAGGUGUCGGAAUGCAGCAGCCAUUCUUCAAAUUACUGUGUCAAACUUUUAGGUAUAAAAGAGCUUGAGGCUCUACUGAGUGUAUACAGACAACGACACAGAGAAGACAGAAGAACAGCAAAAAGAUCAGGAAACAUGAAAUCGCUUGACAUUCCUCUAGUCGGCCUUCUCUUACUCUUCAGCGUUCACUUCACGGGCGCAUUCCCGCUGCAAAACACGGAGGACAUGGAUGUCUUAAAGCUUCUUCUACAGCGACUGGAAGAGUCCAUUCCUGCUUCUUCUCAAGACCAGAUACUGUCGAAAGGAAAAGAAGGGGCGGCAAAUCUUGAAGAAACCCUCGUUGAACCUCAUCCUAAGACUGACAUGAGAGACUAUCUGUCUGCUCGGGACUUGAGAACAGUCCGACAAGACUCCAAGCGAUACUCCGGGUGUUUCGGGAGCAAACUGGACAGAAUCGGUUCCAUGUCGUCCCUGGGAUGUAACACUGUCAGGCGGUCAGGUCCUAAGAAGUCUUAAUGAUCAUAAACUUCUACACUGUAAACAUUGAAACUGUGCAAUUGUUAUUUUACUUGAUCUGACCUUACAAUGACUUUUGUUGGCGUAACCUAAUGUAUUCAGGUUGAUUCAGUCAUACUAAAUAAUGAUGUUGACUUGAACAAAAAACAAACAAAAAAAAUGUUACCAUUUGAAGCACAUUUUUAGGUUACCCGACAAAAUAUUGUUUAAUGUUAUUAUCUGCGACAGACUCCAACAAUUGUUCUUAACUAUAUUUAUUUCGAUAUUUAUUAAAUUAUUUAAAUAGUGGAGUUAUAUAUUUAUAUGCAUCUUUAAUUUAAUUGUCAGUUAAAUCAGUUGUACAU
Megalobrama amblycephala (Wuchang bream) is the source of this 1267-nucleotide messenger RNA. RefSeq names its product natriuretic peptide B (gene nppb). Lineage: Eukaryota; Metazoa; Chordata; Actinopteri; Cypriniformes; Xenocyprididae. The transcript has 3 exons. Gene Ontology annotation, biological process: neuropeptide signaling pathway; receptor guanylyl cyclase signaling pathway; cGMP biosynthetic process. Gene Ontology annotation, cellular component: nucleus; cytoplasm; extracellular region. Gene Ontology annotation, molecular function: hormone activity; hormone receptor binding. The record is from RefSeq and is a predicted model, not a curated record. The coding region runs from base 543 to 923 and encodes 126 amino acids.